CCUGUUAAUAACAUAAUGUCUGGACUUUCAUUGCUGUUGUGCGUGAUGUCCAUUGUCCUACCGAUGGUGCUGGAGAUAUAUGCCCAGUCAUCCCCGCAGGGAAUCCAGGACUUUUCCUUUGAUCUCCUGCAGCGCGUUUCCAUCGAAGUGGAGAAGGCCAACAGGAACUUCAUGAUAUCGCCCUUCUCCGUGUGGUCACUACUGGUGCUACUCUACGAGGGAUCGGCGGGUAGAACUUAUGACCAGCUGCGCCAGACCCUUGGGAUCAACUUUAGCGAUGAAAAGCUACGUAAAUUCUGUAAGGUUGUGCAUCAGUUUUUGAACACCAACAUUUCCGAUGUCGAGAUGGGCAUGCUGCAGGCCGUUUACACCGGCAAGGAUUACGCUACUAAGAACAACUACCGAAACGUCAUCCAGGACUACAACAUGGAGCUUUUUGAAGUCGAUGAGGCUACGAAUCGUGUCACUCGAGGUCUCAUUCCGUAUGCCAUUCUGCCAGAGGAUAUAUAUGGGGCCAAGAUGUUUCUGCUCUCCUCGCUCUACUUCAAGGGCCAGUGGAAGUUUCCAUUUAACAAGGCUCUGACUAGAGAUGAGCCCUUUUACAGCGAGAGCGGCGAGGUUAUCGGCAAGAUACCCAUGAUGGUGCAGGAAGCGAACUUCGCCUACGUCUCCAACAUAGAGGGUCUGGAUGGCUAUGUGCUGGAGCUUCCCUAUGGAACCCAGAACAGACUAGCGAUGCUCGUGGUUCUGCCCAAACGCGGAUUCAAGUUAAACGAUGUGGCCAACAAUCUGAAGACCCUGGGAUUGCGACCUAUCCUUCAGCGGCUGGCGGCUUUCAGGGAGAGAGCCUCCGAGGACAACGAAGUGGAGGUUAUUAUGCCCAAGUUCAUUCAGUGCACUGACUUCGAACUCACGGAUAUCCUUAUCCAGAUGGGCAUUCGGGACCUAUUCGAUGAGAAGGCCGCUAACCUGGACCGGAUGUCGUCCGGAUUGUUCGCCAAGCUAGUCGUCCACUCCACCAAGAUCAUUGUGGACGAGCAGGGAACCACGGCAGGAGCUAUCACAGAGGCUGCGCUGAUCAACAAGGCAGCGCCGCCCAAGUUCCAGCUGAACAGACCCUUCCAGUACUUGAUCGUAGAGAGGGGAUCUGGCCUGAUGCUCUUCGCCGGCCAAGUUCGGAACCCCAAGGCAGCUUAAAAAUCUGAACAUGAU
Drosophila suzukii is the source of this 1212-nucleotide messenger RNA. Lineage: Eukaryota; Metazoa; Arthropoda; Insecta; Diptera; Drosophilidae. The record is from RefSeq and is a predicted model, not a curated record.